AUGGUAUAUCAGGACCAUUUAACUAAAUUUGUCGUCAUAAAACCACUAAAGACAAAAACUGCAGAAGAAGUGGCUUAUAAUUUAAUUGAUAUUUUCACUUUACUUGGAGCACCUUCUAUAUUACAAUCCGACAACGGUCGUGAAUUUUCCAAUCAAAUUGUUUGUAACUUGAAAAAUUAUUGGCCCAAUUUAAAAAUCGUUCAUGGAAAACUUCGACAUUCCCAAAGUCAGGGAAGUGUCGAACGGGCAAACCAGGACAUUCAAAAUAUGUUGAUGACAUGGAUGAGGGACAAUAAUACUUCAAAGUGGAGUGAAGGUCUAAAAUUUAUUCAACUGAUCUAG
Macrosiphum euphorbiae (potato aphid) is the source of this 342-nucleotide messenger RNA. The record is from the annotation of a GenBank genome assembly. Lineage: Eukaryota; Metazoa; Arthropoda; Insecta; Hemiptera; Aphididae.